AUGGCCGUCCUUCGCGUGGUGGCACGCUAUGAACGGAAGCGAAAGCUGUUGUGGGAUGAUUGGAUGAUUAUCUGGUCGAUGGGUUGGAACAUUGUCGUCGUCGGUUUCAUCUUUGCCAUGGUCCAGGAAGGCAUGGGCCUCCACACCGCCCCUGCAGCCAACCUCGUGAUGAUCGCCAAAUUUCUCCUCGUCGCCAACAUCCUGUACAUGUUCAACCUGAAACUCUGGUAUCCAGAUAUCCCGGGCCGAUGUAUCGACCAGGUCACCACUUGGAUUGCCAACGCUGCGUCGACUAUCCUCACUGAUCUGGCAAUCUUGGUGCUUCCAAUCCCGCAGGUAUGGAAGCUGCAGCUGCGGCGUGUUAUUUUUGCGUCUGCCUACCAAUUCACGGUUCUCUUCUCCUACAACCCUGCCAACUCAGCAUACACUCUCGCUCCCACGGUGGGAUGGACCGCCAUCGAAGCGUCCACAGGUAUUAUAUCCGCGUUUCUCCCGACACUACGGCCCGCACUGCAGCUGGCAACCCGGAUCCUACGAAUCAGGGGCACUCUGCCGGCUCUCAUCCGAAGUCGAUCCAUACCGUUUUCUCAAGGCAGCCAGCUUGACUCCAAUUACGGCGUACCACUCGGGGACAACUCCCCUGUCAACAUGGGAGGGCACUGUGGCAACCAGGACAAGACGGGGGCAUACCGAGCCAGUUAG
This is a messenger RNA of Aspergillus tanneri, 702 nucleotides long. RefSeq lists its product as uncharacterized. The record is from RefSeq and is a predicted model, not a curated record. The coding region runs from base 1 to 702 and encodes 233 amino acids. Lineage: Eukaryota; Fungi; Ascomycota; Eurotiomycetes; Eurotiales; Aspergillaceae. The transcript has 5 exons.